[Torrubiella] hemipterigena is the source of this 606-nucleotide messenger RNA. The record is from the annotation of a GenBank genome assembly. NCBI's taxonomy places the organism in Eukaryota, Fungi, Ascomycota, Sordariomycetes, Hypocreales, Clavicipitaceae.
AUGGCCAACGCCCUCGUUGCCCUGUUUGUGGCUGGCGCCGCCAUCGCCCACACUAUCCCAUCUCCUCUGAAUCUCCUCGAAGCGCGAGCCAUCGACAAUACCCUAGAGGAUGAUUCAAACGAGGACUUUAAGCUCGAUAGAGCCAUGAUUACUUUUGAAAACUGGUGCAAACACCCUGUUCACGUUUGGCGCUCGGACGGAGGCAUCAAGAUGCUUGAGACCAUCGAGGCCCAGACGAUCGCUAACGAGACGCUGCCCACCGAUCCCAAGGCCGGCAUGGUCAUGUACCGCGCUUCUCCUUCCGAAAAGAACCUCAAGGAUGGUAGCGGUACUUUGCUAAUGACAUACAACCUCAACGCCACCCGCUCGAGCGUUGCCAUGAAUGCCAACAUGGACUACCUGUUCAAGAACCCGUUUGGCCGUGACGACCAUAACCUGGUCACUAUUUUCAGCAGAAAAUGCGACGACAAUUAUGAUAUCUAUCUCGAGCACGGCAGAAGACUAGCAUCCUCGUUCAAGUGCAAGAAGAAGAUGUGGGCGGGUAUCACGUUUAUUACGGCACUUUGCACUGAGAAUGAUAGGCCAGAUGAUGAGAAGAAACAGUAG